GGCAGCAUUCCUAAAAAUUACUUGAGGGAUAUUUUCUGCCUCUACAACAACAAUUGAUUGAAAUGUGGCAACGCUAUUCACGCAAAUAAUUUGAUGUUUUUUUGAUUUUGAUUGACAAAUUACUUUCUUUGUAGGAACGUAAAAUUGAAAUAAAAGUUUUUGCUUCACAAAAUGUUAUGCAGACUCUGUUUAAAAGAUUCCGAUUGGUGUUUGGAAAUAUUUGACGUUAAUGGCGUACAAUUGGAAAUUGCGGAUAUAUUGAAACGACACUUCUGGUUCCAGCCUCUGCCCAAUGACACCAUUUCAACCGUGAUAUGUCGAAUUUGUUGGUUAAAAGUAAGCGAUUUCCAUCAAUUUUAUUUGGCAAUAGAACAAGCUCAUUCGAGUUUGAGUGAUACCUGCGUGAAACAUGAAACCGUAACUGUGGCGAUUGAUCAGGAUUUUAUUGAACAGUCUGUUCAAAUUAAAGAAGAAUGUUUAGAAUAUUUACGCACAAAUGAGAAAGUUGAAGAAUCGGUUAAUCCAUUAUAUGAGGCAGAAUUCGACCAUAGUAUGAAUGAGGAUUCAGAAGAAGAUGAAAUAAAAACCGAAGAAAUUAAAAAUAAGCCAGCUGUUGUAAACAAAACAGAAAAAACACUGAAACAAAAACGGAAAUAUGUGCGAAAGAAACAAUCUAAAAAAAGAGUGGCGACGAGUAAAAUGGAUGAAGAUGAGGAGGACAGUGAAGAUGAUGAUGAUGAUGAGCAGGAGAAACCAAAACGGCAGAAAGUUAUUACCUCAACGCCACAAGACGAUUCUAUGGUUAAAAAACACAUUCCUAUGGGUUGUGAACUUUGUACAUUUGUGGGCGAGGACUUCACCGCAAUGGCUAAACAUUUCCGUUUGCAACAUCCUAUGAUUAAACCCUACAUUCGCUGUUGCAACAAAAAAUUAAAUAAACGGUUUAAAGUUGUUCAGCACGCGUAUAAACACGAAGAUCCUGAUUUUUUUAAAUGUCAGGAUUGUCAAAAAGUUUUUUCCGAUCGGUACACUUUAAAAUCUCAUAUGAUUGCUACGCAUGCCCCAGAGGAAGAACUCAAUUUCGCCUGUGACCAAUGUCCCAAAAAGUUUUCACGAAAACAUUUGUUAGAGUUACAUCGACCUUCACAUGUACCAAUGGAUGAGCGUUCUUUCGUAUGCGAUCAAUGUCCAAACAGUCGAUUUGCUAGCAAUCAUUUAUUGAAAAUUCACAUAAGCAUGCGUCAUCGUCGGGCAACGAACGUGUGUCAUGUGUGCGCUAAAGAGAUACGGGAUAAAGCAUCAUUUGAAAAGCAUGUACGUUUACAUUUCGAAGACAGCGGGCCACGUGUUAAAUGUCCCCGACCUGAUUGUGAUCGAUGGCUUAAGGAUGAAGAAAAUUUGCGACAGCAUAUGCGUCGACAUAAUGAUGAGGGACUGGUUUUCAAAUGUGACGAAUGUAAUCGCGUUUGUAAAAAUCGUCGCGCGCUACGAAGUCAUAUACUUUAUGUGCACUCAAAUGAAGUUUUCACCUGUGACGAGUGUAAUAAAACUUUCAAAAAAGCUAUAACUUUGAGGGAACAUAUGGCACAACAUACUGGUGAAAGCCUCUACAAGUGUCCAUUCUGCACUCGAACUUUCAAUUCAAAUGCUAAUAUGCACUCGCAUAAGAAAAAAAUGCACCCUAUUGAAUGGGACGUGUGGCGAAAAACGAAACAAGGGAGUUCACAGCAGUUAAUAAGUAAACAACAGAGCACUUUGUAAAUAAAAUGCAUAGUAAUGAUGUUAGCCAAGCGGAAUAGUUAUUAUUAGAAUGACCGUUUCCAGAAUAAGUUUCGUUUAUUUUUUGUUACAAAGAUAAAUAUAUCUUUAUAUAUACUUACAUAUGUAUAUUUUCAA
This is a messenger RNA of Bactrocera oleae (olive fruit fly), 1896 nucleotides long. Lineage: Eukaryota; Metazoa; Arthropoda; Insecta; Diptera; Tephritidae. The record is from RefSeq and is a predicted model, not a curated record.